Messenger RNA from Amborella trichopoda, 2020 nucleotides. RefSeq names its product HhH-GPD base excision DNA repair family protein. The record is from RefSeq and is a predicted model, not a curated record. Gene Ontology annotation, molecular function: adenine/guanine mispair binding; oxidized purine DNA binding; 8-oxo-7,8-dihydroguanine DNA N-glycosylase activity. Gene Ontology annotation, cellular component: nucleus. Gene Ontology annotation, biological process: base-excision repair; mismatch repair. Lineage: Eukaryota; Viridiplantae; Streptophyta; Magnoliopsida; Amborellales; Amborellaceae.
CAAAUUUAAACCCAGGAUCCGUUAUACAGACAUAGAGGCUCUCUCCCUAUGUUAUAUUGGGCAGGAAACAAUUUGAAUUUUCCCCCCCAAAUCCCAUUUAAACAUUACCAGGUGACCAUAGCCUCAUCAGCCCUUAUGGAUGAUGUGAGAAGGAAGACAUGCAAGAGAGAGAAAGUUGCCGUAGCAGGCAGUAAGAGAGAGAAAGAAACCCUAGCAGAGGACAUCUAUCCGAAAGAAACCCACAAAAGGAAGACCUUUAGGAGAGAGAGAAAAGCUUUAGCAGACACUAUAGAAGAGACCCAUGAAAGGAAGACCUUUAAGAGAGAGAAAGAAGCUCUAGAAGCCAUUGAGGACUUCUCUCUAAAAGAUACCCAGAGAAUAAAGCCCACUCACAUGAGAGAGAAAGGAUCCCUGCGAGACAUUGAGGACUUCUCUCUAGAAGAAACCCUUAAAAUUAGAGCUUCUUUGUUGGGUUGGUAUGACAAGAACCAGAGGAUAUUGCCAUGGAGGGCAAAUAGUGUCCGAGAGAGUGAAGAGAGAGAAGAUGCAGAGGCAAGGGCUUAUGCUGUGUGGGUUUCAGAGGUGAUGCUUCAGCAAACCAGGGUUGCAACAGUGAUUCGGUAUUAUGGGCGUUGGAUGGAGAAAUGGCCAAGCAUCCAUCAUUUGGCACAAGCUUCCCAAGAGGAGGUUAAUGAGAUGUGGGCGGGCUUGGGCUAUUACAGGCGCGCCCGAUAUCUACUAGAGGGAGCAAAGUCAGUGGUCCAAGGAGGACAAUUCCCGCGAACAGUUCCUGAUCUUAGAAAAGUUCAGGGAGUAGGGGAUUACACAGCAGGGGCUAUUGCAUCCAUAGCCUUCAAGCAGGCUGUUCCUGUUGUGGAUGGAAAUGUGAUCAGAGUGAUUGCUAGACUAAAGGCCAUCUCCUCAAAUCCCAAAGAAUCCACCACUGUGAAGGGCUUCUGGAAGCUAGCUGGGCAAUUGGUUGAUCCUGAAAGGCCAGGAGACUUUAAUCAAGCUUUGAUGGAACUUGGGUCAACCCUUUGCACACCAUCAAGCCCAUCAUGCUCUUCAUGCCCAGUUUCCAAACGGUGCCAAGCACUCUCCCUCUCCAAAACACCAAACUCUGGCAAAGAGAUUUUGGUAACUGAUUUUCCAGUCAAGGUCUCAAAGGUGAAACAACGAGAAGACUUUGCAGCCGUAUGUCUUGUGGAGAUAACUGAGAAACUCGAUCUAGAGAGCUGGAAACUGGAGAGUGAGAAAGACAUUUUCCUUAUGAUAAAAAGACCAGAUGAGGGUUUACUUGCGGGCCUAUGGGAAUUCCCUUCUGUUCUUUUGGAUGAGACAAAUAUGGGGCUAUGUACUAGGAGGUCAGCCAUGAAUAAGUAUCUGAAGGGAACAUUCGGUCUAGAGACUAACAGGAGUUCAAGGGUGAUUUUUAGAGGUGAUGUUGGAGAGUAUGUUCAUAUUUUCACACAUAUUCGACUCAAGAUGCAUGUCGAGUUGCUGGUUCUGAAUUUGAAAGGUGGGAUAGAUACUUCAAAUGUCAAAAAUGAUUCGCAAGGGAUUUGCUGGAGGUGUGUUGAUGAAAAUUCAAUCAAGAACAUAGGUUUAACAUCUGGAGUUCGAAAGGUUUAUAAUAUGAUUCAGGAUUUUAAAAAGAAAGGGCUGCUCCAAAACCCAGUUAGAGGACCAAAGAAGAAAGACGUGUGAGAAGCAGGUUCAGGCUACAUUGGAAUUUUGUGGUUUAUAUAUUCAUUUCUUCGAAUUUGUAUUCAGAAAUCAAAGUGGACUGAGUUCCAGAUCAAAUUCUGGAUCAUUUUUUCACUCUAUGGAGUAAAAUUAUUUUGAUUAACUAGUUAGAAAGGGUGAAUUGUCUCUGCUACAGUAUAUUCAUUGGUUAACAUCAGAGUGUGUACUUAGGGGCUGUGGGAUGACAAUUAAUUCAAUCAUGAAUCUAUGACGAUCCAAAUCCGAAUAUUCAGUAUAAUAGUACUAUGUUGGUUAUUUGGUAGGUAUGUUAUAA